AUGGGUGAUGAAUUUGAAAUCAAGGAUUUGGAAAAUCUGAAGUAUUUUCUUGGAAUGGAGGUGACCAGAUCUAAAGAAAGUAUCUCCAUAUCUCAGGGAAAAUACACCAUUGAUUUGCUAAUCGAGACAGGUAUGUUGGGAUGUCGUCCUGCUGAUACUCCUAUUGAAUUCAAUUGUAAACUUGAAAACUCUGAUGAUCAAGUUCCAGUUGAUAAAGAACAAUAUAAACACUUCGUGGGUAAAUUGAUUUACUUAUCCAAUACUUGUCCUGAUAUAUUUUCCUUUUCUGUGCAAGCUUCUUAUGAGAAAUACAUGGAAGCUGUCAACAUAAUUAUGAGAUACUUGAAAACAACAUCUGGUAAAGAGGUGAUGUUUAGAAAAACAAAUAGAAAGACUAUUGAAGCAUAUACCGACUCAGAUUGGACAGGAUCUGUUGUUGACAGAAAGUCUACCUCCGGUUAUUGUACUUUUGUUUGGUGCAAUCUUGUAACUUGGAGGAGUAAGAAGCAAAGUGUUGUGGCCAAGAGCAGUGUUGAGGUCGAAUACAGAGUUAUGAGUUUGGAAAUAUGUGAGGAAAUUUGGCUUUAG
This is a messenger RNA of Cucumis sativus (cucumber), 588 nucleotides long. RefSeq lists its product as uncharacterized. The coding region runs from base 1 to 588 and encodes 195 amino acids. The record is from RefSeq and is a predicted model, not a curated record. The transcript has a single exon. Lineage: Eukaryota; Viridiplantae; Streptophyta; Magnoliopsida; Cucurbitales; Cucurbitaceae.